AACAGAGCUGGAAGAAGCAUGGCCGUUGAAACAGUGCGCGACUGGAAGUGGUGAGUGCCUAGUAUGAUUACUUCAUGCCCACGAGCUUUUUCUUUGACCAGAUCAAAAAUAUGCAUUCUGGUCGAGAACCGCCUUCUCGCUGCUUUCUUAAAUUUCGUGAAUUUCCGACGAUGAGAUAAUUAUCAUUUAUCAAUCUAAAAAAACGUAGUGCACUCAAGUUUUCGAAUUCUCGAUCGAGAACGACCAGACGGAAAAGAAGACAACUGGCGACAACAGGACCACCUGUCGCUCAUCUUCAAGAUGAUGCGACCCAUUCGCGAAGGGGAGCUCACAAAAACGGUGUUAUCAAAAGGAAAAAUCACCCCUCCCCAUGUCGAAAAGGUAUGUUUCCGAAAAUUUGUGUUGCUGAUUUGAGGUCACAAAUCACAUUUGUCUUGCAAGAAGACAAGGGCAGAAGCUUGCUCCCCAUUAUGGGAUUGAUUUGUCAUGUUGUUGGGCCUAAAGGGGAGCCGUUUGCCAUGCUGAACAACUAGACCCCUACGCCCCUACCUAGCCUGCGCAUCUGGCCGCAGUGCGCAGCGCCUCUCUGCAAUACAAACCUGAUCUGUGUACACAAGUCCAGCAUCAGAAGUUCCGUUUUGAUAUGGGGAGGGGGGAUUUGUCUCUUCGAUAGGUGUACUCUCACAUUCACGACCACCAGUACGAGGACGCGAUUCGAAUUCUGAACGAGUACAUACCAAAUGCAAAAACGUCUGGGUCUGGAAGAUUGCGAGAUUUGUCAUGCACGUUUUCCAUGACCCAUGAGGUCUGUCAUGAAGGACAUAGCAUGACAGAUUCUGUGAGAGUUCUAUCAUACCUAUCCUGCAUGAGAAACUGCCUCUCGAUUAGGUCAAAAGUGGACAGCUUUUGGUAAUCAUGCAACACAGAUUUUUACAUGAUUCAGAUUUAGCAUGGCAAGUUGCUUUCUUCCAGACCCAGACACUGUUUUACAUUUGAUAGUACAACACAGGGCGCAACAGCUCCUCACGGGCGAACUUCAGCCUGCUGGCCUACUGCUAUUACCACAUUCAGGACUUUGCAAGCGCCGCCAGCUACUACCAGCAGCUCUCGCACCUUUGCCCCGAGAACGAAGAGUACAAGGCCUACUGGAUCCAAUGUCUGGUGAAGGCCGGGCACUACGAGGAAGCCAGCAACCAGCUGCUGUCGAUGAAUUCAGGCGCUGGGGGCGCCGUGAGCGCCACCAGCUCCGACCUGCAGGAGCGCUUACACCACCUGCAGGCGACCAUACACUACGAACGGGACGAGCUACAGCUCGCAAGGAACGUUCUCACGGCGCCGAACGCCACGGAGGACCCGGAACAGAAAACCAUCUUCGAAGCCUCCCUGCUCUGGAAGGAGCAGCGGUACGCGGAGGCGCUGAAGCUGUACCAGGAGGCGCUGCAAACCCUGGGCUUCGUGGCCUGUGUGGUGUACAACAUCGCACUCUGCUACUACAGCCUGAAGCAGUAUGGUCCUAUGCAUCGCAAAUAUGUAGUCCGUUCUUGUCAUGCGAGAUUUCGAUUUGAAGCAGAGCAGGAUCUGUCUUGCAUGAACACGAGUGGCCAGUUUUUUUGAUGUCAUGUUGGGAAAAUCAUUUUGUCACGCGUUUUAGUACACGAAUGAAAAUGAAUGUGCAAGAACAGGCCUCGAUAAAUAAGUUCUCAUGCUGAAAGCCGUACCGGCUACUCUCCAAUGCGAGCAUGAUCAGCAACACAAGUUACUUAUUCCCAGGCCGAGACAUAUUUGCAUUUGAUAGGGCCGGCCUUGAAGCAACUCGCGGACAUCAUCGAAAAGGGGGUGCGCGAGCACCCCGAGCUCGCGGUGGGUGGGUCUGACUACAGCGGAAACAACCUGCCCACCCGGUCCGUCGGGAACACGUCGGUCCUGCGCGAGUCCGCGUUGGUGGAGGCCUUCAAUCUGAAGGCCGCCAUCGAAUACCAGAUGGAGAACAAGGAAGCCGCGCGCGACGCGCUGCAGGACAUGCCCCCGCGGGAGGAGUCCGAACUGGAUCAGGUCACGCUACACAACCUCGCGCUGAUCCAGAACAUGGAAGACAAACCCUCCGAGGGCUUUCGCAAGCUGAACUUCCUGCUGCAGCAGCAGCCCAGUCCCCCGGAGACCUUUGUCAACCUGCUGCUGCUAUUAUGCAUUUUUGCAAAUAUGUCUGCGUCGGGAAGAGGCGAGCCGAGUCUGUGAUGCUCUGAGGUCAUCACGUCGGAAACGCAAAAUAUUUCAUCUGCACUACUAUUGCAUGAGCAUCCAGAGAAACCUACUUUUUGCCAUUCGAAGACGGUACUUUUCAUUUACGAGGAGAGGCAUGAAGGAGCCUUAUCGAAACUUGUACCGCAGGUGCAGCGUGCAUUCCAGCACUUCUGGGUCAUGCUAGACCACCUGCACGACAAGCCUUGCAGUCCUGCUCCAGGCCCAGACACAUUUGCACUUGAUUGCUGUACUGCAAGUAUAACUACUUUGACCUGGCCGCCGACAUCCUGGCCGAAAACGCGGACUUGACGUACAAAUAUCUGAAUCCUCAGUAUGGCUUGUUCAGAUGUCACGAAAAUCUCAACUGUUGCAAGAAUAAAAUCGGGACUUUGUCUAGCAUGAACAGCAUGAAAAAUAACCUACAGAGGCUUGCGCUUUUCGCAGUACAACGAACUUCGACGAACGAUUCUAAUGGGAUUUGCUGCGAGUGCCUGAACUUGUCAGCAUGCGCAUUCGUGUGAGAGAAGGCCAGAUCGUGUAUGAUCUUCUUCUUUUGCAUACGUAGAACUACGAAGUACGAAGAGGAAGAGCAGAAAUCUGCAUUUUAUAAAUAGAACAGUUGACGAGAUUGUCCCACCUGCGCAGUCUAUACACAGGAGUUUGAGUUUCUGGAUGCCUUGAUUUUGGCCCAGAGUGCCCCCGAAGACGCCUUCAAGCGGUUCGAGGAACUUUCGGGGAAGUAUGGAGUUUUCACAGCGCGUUACAUUCUCAGUUGUUACAUGUUGAAUUUGCGAACGAAGGCUUCGGCCCUCGUUCUCCCCGGCAACUCCCCGAGUUUGGCCGUUCACCACUAAAACGGGCGGCGUUUCGUCAAGCUCCGGUGGCGAUCGGUUGAGACACUAAUCGCCAGCUCCUACUUACAAGCAGGAACAUAGAUAGUGCGCUAAACAGUUACUCGCUCGCCUGAAGAAGCGAGCACCCGAUUGAAUUUGCGACGCAACUAACAAAAGCGCAAGUGGGUAGCUUCCCUACGCGUCUCCCAUUUUUACAAAUCCAACAUAGACUGCUACGCUGUUUCGCCCUUCGAGAAUUCGCCACGCGAAGCAGCUUGGUCGUGUGGUGGCUCAGGCUAAUGGUAAUGGCGAUUUUGCGUGGCAAACGCAAAUCACAUAACAGCUGACGAUGUAGCAACGCUUGCGAGUUCCAUAGGAGGCACGUCGACGCGUUGCGCCGCGGAACGAAGAACAUCCAGGACGCCCGACGGCAACGGGACCAGCCGCUGGUCAAGAAACAUCUCGCAGAGUUCGACGACAGCUAUCCUGUGCGAAAACGUCCUCGCCCCAUAGUUGUCAUGCAGCAAAUCUGCAUGCUCAAAAUGUUUCUCAUGCGGAACCCCAUGAGAAAGAGAAGCAUUUCCUACUCCUAGUCGACGCGUUUUGGAAUUUGUAAUGCUCCAUUCAGCAUAAUAAGUAGUAGGCUAGAUUUGUGAUGCUGCUGAACGACCUAAACACCAGCACUACACUACGAGACCAAACUUGUCAUUCGCAACAACCUAAGCCUAUUCAUUGAUUUGCCCAGCAGAUUUUCCAUCUUGACUAUGGGGUGGGGAUGUUUUCACUGAGGAUAACAGCCUUUCAAAAUACAUCCCUGUUCUGAUGGGCCAGGCCAAGAUCUACUGGGAAAAGGAAAAAUAUGGCGAAGUAGAGAAACUCUUCCGCCAGAGCGCCGAGUACUGCUCUGAUGACGAAUCUUGGAAGCUGAACGUUUAUCAAAAUGAAAAGUGCCCCACCACCAGAAGACCUCCGCACAGCCUGCAUUGCAAGCGCUCCAAAUGACCGUAGAGCUUUCUCCCUCUCUUCUUGAGCGCAGUAAGUCGUACUCUGCAAAACGAAGAUAAACAGUGCGGAAUCCGCGCAUCCAUCAGUGCGGAGCUGGCGGCUGUACUUGAGUUGCACCAUCAGAAGUGCGAAACUUUCGCGACUGGGCGUACCGUCUUCAAAUCAAAUCUCAUUGCCCAGUGAAUAAAUGAGUGACUGCAUGAAGAGAUGAAACAAAAACGCAACGCGUUUCGUUAUAUAAUCUAGACCGGUACUAUGCAACUCAGACCUGAACCUGAUUGACAUCACUUACAGUGUGGUGCUAUGGUGCCACAGAGACUCACUCCCGCUACUCUGGCUUGCAAAUUUGUCAUGCUAUAACACGCAAGAAAGCUGCGGUGGCAAGUGUUUACAUUGCGAACUUUUGCAGUGCAAAAAGUUCCACAUUCUGGGAGGGGGGCGGCACCUUUAUUCAAAAUGAUAAAGCUGCGCACGUGUUCUUCAUGCAAGAGAAGUUCAAGGACAGCAUACGGUACUACGAACCUUUCGUACGCAUAUGCAUGGCAAAUCUGUCUCAAUCCGGAACAUGGCAGCUUGUAAUGCUAUUCAAGCUGGACCACGAUACAUAGCAUCUGUGUUGUAUGAACGCCGAAAACUUGCCCACUUUCUUGUGUUCCAUCUAUUACAAAGUGGCGUCUUCUUGUUACGCGGGACAGUAGGCGUUGAAAAAUUCUCGCAAAAUGAAUAUCUGCAAUGUGGUUUUGUUUGCAUUCCAGAGCAACAUCUGCGUCGUGCAAAAGAUGCAUGGCGUUGCUUCUGCAUUUAUCUCGCAAUGGAAUUGCAAUUAUUGCAAACGGGGAUGCAUGACCUACAGGGUCACUUUUCCAGACCCGGACAUAUUUGCACUCGAUAACGCAAGCACCAGGACAACCUGCUUUCUGUCACCGCAAUUAUCCUGGCGAAUCUGUGCGUCAGCUACGUUAUGACCAGCGCAAACGAGGAGGCGGAGGAACUGAUGCGCCUGGUCGAAAAAGAAGAGGAACAAAAGGACCCGACGAAGCCGGUUUACCACCUGUGCAUCAUAAACCUGGUAAUAUCGUAAGAAAAAAGUGUCUCACUGUAACGAGUUCUGCAAGAUCUAUUGCGAUCACUAGUCGUUCUCGUUGUUCUACAUGACAAAGAAAAUUUGCAACGCAUGUUCAAAACACAGGAACUCGAAUGAAAAUGAAUUCAGUAUCUAUGUAUACAUGUGCAGCCGGUCCGGAGGACAAACACUCCUGCGUUCGCGUUCCAUUUUAUCAUGAGUGACAAGUUUACAGCGAAACACUUUUUUCUUGCGAUAGGUGAUCGGCACACUGUACUGCGCCAAGGGCAAUUUCGAGUUUGGUAUCUCUCGGAUCAUCAAAUCGCUGGACCCGCUGGAGCGAAAACUCGGCGUGGAUACUUGGUAUAAGGGAAUUGAUUGUGGGGAACAAGAAAAAUCUCAAUCCCAGGAGCUCCUCCACUAAAUUUACAUGUACUUAGUUAGUAUACGUAAAAUAAAAAAGUGCACUCGAGGGUGCUGAUUUGUCGCCACAAGUCAGGUUGAUGCAUUGACAUUGUUGAAGAAAGUAAGGCAAAAAUGCGCGAGCCACUUUCUUGUAGGCCGUCAAUCCUUCUUCGGCUUCGGCUUGUGGCACAGCAGAGGAUUUAUAGAACACGCAAUUCCAAACAGCUUGAUACGUAUCUACUUCUUUACAAACAGCGACCCUCGUUACCGUCCUUGUGCGAUAUCGAGACCAGGACGAAGCCAAAACGAAGCCAGGCGGGCAGCUUUGAAAAGCGCCCGCCUGUGUUGAAAGUUUUAUUUCCGAUGAUGAUCCUCCGAAAAGUUUCGAGGGCUCCCCGCCUUUGGGCCUCCCUCUGUUGCCUGCAAGGCGGGGCGCCCUUUGUGCCGCGUGUUCUGUGCCGCGCGUUCAUUGGCCCCGGGCGCGUCCGUCGCGUUGUGCAUGUGGAAGAGCCUGCGACGCGGCGUGCCGUCGGGCUCAAUUUUUGAGCCGCAUGGCAGUACAAACGCGAAAAAGCGCUGGCCGUCGCAAGGCUUUGAGUGUUUCGCAUGCCAAGGGGGCGGCGCCGCCUUCGUUUUGCCUGGUGCCAGCUGGUUUCCCUGGUAAGCUCCAGCGCCUGGCGCAGUGUCUGCAUGCGGGGAAGCGCCGGGCGCAUGGGGGGGGCUCCCGGAAGGCGGGGCCCCGCGCGUCUCGUCCCGGGCAUCGGGCGGGCUCGCGAGUGGGGCGGGUCGCGCGCCACCGGGAAAAACGAAGGGGCCCCCUCUUUUUGUAGGAAAAGCGCGCAGGCGCCGUGCCCCGGGCUGGAAGUGCACGCGCCUCCCGCUCGCAUUGGCGCGCCCUGCGCGGGCCUGCUUCCGCGAGGGCCAAAAUGUUGAAGGUAUGCAUGGCGACCGCGAGAGAGGCCAUGUGCGUGGCUGCUCAUUUUAGGGCCUUCUCCCCUGCCUGCUCGCUGGCCCGGGCCCCUCGAUACCUUCGCCCCACCCGGGCGCCGCGGCGAAGCAACCCGGGCCCGGCCCUCCCAUUGUUUGGUCUCUCUUUUGCAGAAUAGGCAGUCGCCUGGCGGCAGGCACCCUCCCACCCGGCCGCCCGCAAGCCAGAGCCAGCGAGGCCUGGGAGAAAGAAUUUAUAGAACACGCAAUUCCAAACAGCUUGAUACGUAUCUACUUCUAUGCCCCUGAGCAGGCUUGCAGACCGGUUGACGGAUGAAAACCAAAUAUUUCUUGCCAGAAUGCAGAUAAGAAAUCUAUCAAUGGCCUGUGUCUAAUUGCACAACUCCUCCUUCUGCUGACUGUUCCACCUCGUCCCCCAGGUGGUGCGAGUAUGAUUUUCACCCACACCCCAGAAAUUACUCUUGCAUAGCAUUGCGCGUGCUGAUGUCCGUCUGGUCUCAGUGUGCGGAACAAGAGGAACCCCCCUUAUUUUGAUAGCCUUAGCCUGACCCUGAUGCACUUCUUACGAUUUGUAUCUACACAUAGUAUGCCUAGAAAGGCGGAAGGGCAGCACAACUCGCAUGAUACACUCGCCGCGGUGCGGAAUUUCAGAUCUGCGUUGUUUAAAGCAAAAACCGGAUCGCGUCUGUGCAGAAAAUGCGCGACCGAUGACAUGAGAUGAUCAACAACCAACACGACUCUGUACUGAUUUUAAAUAUUCUGCUCUGCUACGCGCUCAUCACAAAACAGAAAAAUACUGUGAACAGGCAACUGAAUAAAGGAGUAGAAGGGGGGGCAGUUUGUGGUGUACUUUCAACCGAAAGAACACAAGGAAGUCCGGGUGUUUGAUUUGUAAACUUUUUCUACUUCAGGUACUACGCUAAGCGAUGUUUCUAUCCAAGAAAAAACUGUCACAGCAUGCUUAUGCACACUUUUGCUGGUUAUUUUGGCUGUGAUUCAGCAACACAAGUGAAUUCGGGCCUGGAUCAAAACUACCUACGUAGACACAAAAUCUGUAAUGCCAAUGCGCACAUGAUCAUGAUCUUGUUUCUCAAGGGAAAAUAAAAACGCAUGAACCUGCGCUCCCCCUCCCCAGCUUCUCCCGCAUGACAGAGCUUGUCCGUCUUGGUGGUCUUACGGCGUAAACUGUAACUUCUGUGGCACUUUUUUCACGGCAUAGCUCCCUCGCGCUGGGAGAGACCUUGUCGAAGAACAUGAUUCUGCUGAAAGACGAGGCGUUUGAAGACAUUUUGACCUUUUUCGACUCCGUCGCGAGCUAUGCAUUGUAAAUAUAUAUGUAGUCCGGGUGCAGGAGCCCCCGGUCGAGAAAGAUGUAAACUUGUGAUGCGGAAAAUUCGAAAACACGCAAAAACAAAAUCUUGUGGUGCACAGUGAGCUAAAGAUGGACGAUUUGGUUUCCAAAAGAUAGCACUUCUUUUGCAGAUGACUGAAAGUGGACAUGGAGAACUGAAGCCUCCGCAGAGUGAAUUUGUCAUGCGCUGUGGGCAUUCGUUCCUUCAGAAGCUUUAAGCUUCCCACAAAGAAACUGCACUACUUACAAGUGUCUGCCUUCUUGCUCCGGAGGACCCAGACAUUUUUGCAGUUGAGACGAGCGCGGGGAAACACAUAAACGCCAGUCUGAACCAUAUUGAGAGGAAAAAUCCCCCCUCCCCAUAUCGAAACGGUAUGUUUCCGAAAAUUUGUCUUGCUGAUUUGAGACCCCAAAUCAAGUCUGUCUUGCAAGAAGACAACGCCGCAGGCUCUGCCGCACUAUGCAGGCGGUUUGUCAUGCUGUUGGGCCUACAGCAUAGACGUUUCUCAUGCUAAGCGCCUAGGCCAAAAGCUCUCUACUCAGGCUUGGCAGGAGCCUGCAGUCCUCGCCAGCAAGACAGAUCUGAUUUGAGUACGCAAAUCCAGCAUCAGAAACUUCGUUUUGAUAUGGGGAGGGGGGAUUUUUCCUUUUGAUGAACCACCUUGACCGAGAUGACAAGACCAAAACCGUUGCGAUAUCCUGAGUAAAAACGUACCCACACCAGAGUUGUAAUGCAAAUCUGCAUGCUGAAAAUGUUUCUCAUGCGGAGCCCCAUGGGAAGCAUUCUCCAAUCGUGUUUUGCAAUUUGUCAUGCUCCAAUCAGCAUGGUAUGCUAGAUCUGUGAUGCUGCUGAGCUAGCUCAAACAGCACUACACUACGAAUCCAAAUUUGUCAUGCAAAACAGCCAAAGCUUGUGGAUUUGUCUAGCCGAUUCCCCAACUUGACUAUGGUGUGGGUACGUUUUUACUCAGGAUAUGCGAGGGAAGCCCGACUGCUAAAGAAAUUUUUUCUGAAAAUCAGUCAAGAUUUUUGACCUCAACAUGGGUCGAAGCAUGUCUUCUUUCCGUACUUGAGUGCGUUUUUGCACGGAUACAUCUGGACGCAUGAUCCGCCCAGUGCAGGUAGUACUUCAGUAGAUCGAAACAGUGAGGAGUUUCAACACCGAGCAGCUCAUCUUUCUCAAUCUAAAACUACGUCAUCUCCGGUUUUGUUUUCAGAGCGAAAGACUUUCGAGGCGAUGCGCCUUUUGUGAAAAUACUCUUCACAAAUUAUAAUACAGUGGCCGAACUUCUGCUGCAAGAUCUGAGUCGUGCAUUCGAAGGGGAAUGCGAAUAUUCGAGACUGUGAGUGUCACAUCAGACUCUGAGGAAAACGAAACCGGACAAAAUAAGCAAUAUGCUUCCGCCGGAUAAGCUUCCUUGCACCGAAAGUAGCUGAAGGUAGCCAUGUCAUUAUGAUUAUGACUCUCAUUUAUAGCACUUACUCUUUCUCUUGCUCACAAGGCAACAUAAACCCUCGUGGUGAGUGAGCACUGCGCUGGCUGAGGACUCACUGGCGCGACUAGGAUGGCCUGAGAUAUUCUCGUCCUCGCGAAAUGGACUCAGGUGUACGACAAGACGCAGCGGCUCCAGUCAAAAAACAUGAUGAAGAGGAAGUUGGCUGAAUAUAAAAAAGAACCAAAAAUACUUAAUAAAAAAGUGUGUGUGCGACUGCUCUCGCACCAGCGCGCGCCAGCUCAAUGCCUGCGAAACCGUCUCCGGCGCUCUGCGGGCCCGGGUCGUCGUCGUUGUUACAUUUUAGCGCAUAUACACGUCGGCGAAAGCGAGUCGGCGCCCUCGUUUUGCUUCUCGGCCUCGGAAUGACACGGAUCCGCCCGCCUCCGCGACCGGUUUGUAUUUCUUUUGUGCGCCCGUGCAUAAAGGCUUCUGGUUGUUCUGCGCCCACCAGAUAACGUAGUGGAUAGUCUUUUCGAUGAAUAGAUUAGCCACUACGUAGGACAUCAUCCGCCAGCAAUCCGUCCUACGGUCACUAGUCCUGACUCGGAACGAAUUGCGUCAGUGCGCCAUAUCAGAAGCCUCCUGACCGUGGCAUCGGUUCCGGCGCCACUUUUCGUCAAGUGGCAGCGAGCCCAUCUGUCGGGCACACGACACACACGACUGCCCUUCCCUGCUGUACUUGCACGAAGAGCGGACCCAUCCAAAGGCCCGCUGAGGAGUCGGCCCGUUGCUGUUGCGUGAGCGAGGGUCCCUGGCGCGGAUUCCCGCCAGGCGACGGAUUAAGUAAUCUUCCCUGCUUUUGCCCACCGUAGAUGAACUACGUAGCGCUCGCCAAAAACUAUG
Molecule: messenger RNA, 10185 nt
Organism: Amoebophrya sp. A120
Lineage: Eukaryota; Dinophyceae; Syndiniales; Amoebophryaceae
Source: the annotation of a GenBank genome assembly